Asparagus officinalis (garden asparagus) is the source of this 2482-nucleotide messenger RNA. RefSeq names its product WRKY transcription factor SUSIBA2-like. The coding region runs from base 443 to 2068 and encodes 541 amino acids. The record is from RefSeq and is a predicted model, not a curated record. The transcript is spliced from 6 exons. Gene Ontology annotation, biological process: regulation of DNA-templated transcription. NCBI's taxonomy places the organism in Eukaryota, Viridiplantae, Streptophyta, Magnoliopsida, Asparagales, Asparagaceae. Gene Ontology annotation, molecular function: sequence-specific DNA binding; DNA-binding transcription factor activity.
AUAGAUCACUCUGUGGCGGGUAUUUUAGCUGGAAAGUUGUCGUCUUUUUUAAAUGGUGCGGUUGGUUUUUGGCCGUUGAGGGGAUUCGGAUGCCCACUCGGAGUUAUUCUGUUCAUAUGGCUUUAUUCUGGUACUUGUGACGUCAAAAAAAUAUGACAAAGUUGCUGCUUUUUGUAAUUGGGUUGGAUCAAACGGAUCGGGAAUAUGUCUCUUGAGGUUGAAGCUUUAUGCUUUAUUUCCCUUUCAUGAUGGAAAUAUGGGGUCUUUUGUUGUUUGUUUUUGUCGUGGCCUGUCGGUGUUUCGGUGGGGGAGGGAGGUCAUAUUCGGGGAGGGAUUCGUUCCUCUCUAACGUGAAUGCGGUUGUGGGAGCUUGAGGACGUGUGAGGGGAUGUAAGAGAGGAACUACUUUGAGAGCUUGAGGAAGCCGAGGCAUUUAAGGACAAUGUCCGAGAGUGAGGAGAAGAAAGACAACACCAUUCGGGCAGAACCAUCCCCAACCACUGGGUCCUUUUCCUUCCAUUCAGUUGUAAAUGAUACUGUUAGAUCAAACUUGCCAUAUUCUCCGAAGGGAAAUUACAGGAACUGUGUGCAUGAUGAAGGGAUCUCAGGAGAUUUCGAGUUCAAACCACAUGUCAGGACAUCCUCACGUUCAGGCUUAUCCUCCCUGGGACACUUGACUUCCAUCACCCCGGCCCAAAAAGAACAGGAAUCUUGCAGACAAAUUCAAGCUCAAACACAAUCUCAGACAGUGGAAUCUUCUCAAUUAGUUCAAGCUGAGAACUUGGCUCGAUCUUCUCGUGAAUUAACUUUGCCGGUGACAGCUUCAGAUUCCCCUAUCGAGAUGUUACCGUCAGAUGUUAAUAUAUCUGAGGGUGUUACUCAUGAUGAUUUGCAACAGCUAAAUGGUUAUGACAAUGGCGUGCAGACAUUACAAUGUGAUAAUAAUGAAUCUUCUCCAUCAACGGUCGUUGAGAAGUCAAUGGAAGAUGGAUAUAACUGGCGCAAAUAUGGGCAGAAACAUGUUAAAGGGAGUGAAUUUCCUCGGAGCUAUUAUAAAUGCACACAUCCCAACUGCCAAAUGAAAAAACAACUUGAACGCUCUCAUGAUGGUCAAAUUACGGAAAUUAUCUAUAAAGGUCGGCAUGAUCAUCCUAAACCUGAACCUAACCGUCGAUUAGCAGCGGGUACAAUUCUUUCAGGUCAAGGAGAAGAAAGGUCUGACAGACUCCAUUCUGUAGCAAGUGCUGAAGAGAAACUAUUAAAUGCACCCCACCUAGAUCCAAAUGGCAAUACUGAGUUAUCUCCCAUAUCACCAAGUGAGGAUGAUGCAGAAGCUGGAGUUGUAGGAUCAAAUCAAAAUGGAGAUGAGGUUGCUGAUGAUGAUGAUGAUCCAGAGUCAAAGCGCAGGAAGAUGGACAAUGCUACUUUUGAUGCUACACAAAUUGGUAAAAACAACCGAGAACCUCGAGUAGUUGUACAAACUAUCAGUGAAGUUGAUAUCCUAGAUGAUGGGUACCGCUGGCGCAAAUAUGGACAGAAAGUCGUGAAAGGGAAUCCCAAUCCAAGGAGUUACUACAAAUGCACCAGUGUUGGUUGCUCGGUGAGGAAACAUGUAGAGAGGGCUUCGCAUGAUCCAAAAGCCGUAAUAACCACUUACGAAGGAAAACACAAUCACGAUGUACCUGCUGCAAGAAACUCCAGUCAUGAUACAGCUUCACCCAUGGUUAACAAUGGUAGCAGCCCUCUCAAUACUCAAAUGCCUAUGGGUAUCAGUAGCAUGCUAAGAACUACCUAUAACUCGAUUCCGACUUCUCACUGCUACAAUAGGCCAGAAGAAACUACUGUCAACCUCAACCUCGGUGUUGGGAUCAGUACAAAUCACAAUACUGAUGGUAAUAAUCUUAUGGUUCAAAGGGCACCAUUAUCAGUUGUUUAUGGAAGCUCAGGCAAUGGCUUAUAUGGAUCAAGAGAAGGGAAUGCAGAAGGAUUUUCUUUCAGGGCUCCAUCUGUGAACCACUCAUCUGAGCAUUAUUAUCCGAAUUCAGGAAAUUUGGUGAUGGGCCCAUAAUUGUAUUCUCUGUAUUAUGUUGUACUAUAGUUCAUCUCCAUCAGAUAAUAUGGAAGCUGGUGAGCACUGAGCACUUGAUCGACGUGAUCAUGGGACCUAAAGAUGGUCGAAGAAUUUUCGGAUAUUCUAUAAAAUAUCUCAGAAAUGGUGGAGAUAAGAAAAAAAAGCAGAGGAACUUUGUUUCUGGGCAUUUCUGUUAACCCCCCCCCUGUUGAAAAAGCCAUUAUCUGUACAAGGAAAGAUUAUCAAAGGAGAGAGUGUAUUAUUAUAACAUAGAAAGACUGUACUGUUGUAGUAUAUUUCCUAGUUUGUCUAAUAAUUCUUGCAGAGAUCAUGUGCUUUAAUCGAAAAAACCAUAUCUGGAAUUAUUCUUGGACUCUGGGGGAAGGGAAAAAUCGUAGUGUUUCCUUUGAA